AUGGAGGAAACCAGACAACUAAGUGGAAAGCGCCCUAAGCUGUCGGAUGGAGAGCAAAACAUGGAUUCAAUCGAUAGGCUCAGCAGCUUGCCGGACGACGCCAUAUGCCACAUUCUCUCUUUCCUCCCAACAAAGCUCUCAGUGGCGACCAGUGUUCUCGGAAAAAGAUGGAGGUUUCUAUGGGCCCAUGUACCCUGUUUGGAUUUCAGUGUAUUCGAUUUCAAUGAAGAAGGAACGCAAGUCUCGGACAUCAUCGACAGGGUUCUAUUGCGGCACAAGGAAAAAAGAAUGGAUACUUUAACACUCAAUGGCGUCAAGUGCAACGAGUUUCAACUGGAGACAUUCAUUACAACUGCCAUCGAACGUAGUAUCCGGAAUCUUUAUCUUGAACUUGACUUGGAUACAUUCCCUCGAUACCUCUUCAACUGCAAAACCAUUGUCGACUUGAAGCUUGAUAACAAAAGAGCGUCACUCUCUGCUGUGAAAAAUGUGUCUCUGCCUAGCCUCAAAAAGUUAUAUGUUUUUAAUCUUAUAUGUGAGCAUGAUGAUGCACUUCCUCUUUUUCUUUCCGGUUGUCCGUCGAUCGAGGAGUUGAAUAUGUCAUUCAUGUUUGUGGAAGAAGAUGAUUACGUGGGCUGCAUAAAUAUAUCAUCACCCACGAUAAAGAUGCUUCAGAUUGGAUUACACAAUUCAUAUAAACUUGAAUAUAGUAUGAUAAUAAAUGCCCCGGCCCUUAGGUAUCUCGAAGUGCUUGGCUAUGACUUGGAGUGUAUAACAAUUCCUAUAACCUUGAUCUCCUUAGUUGAGGCAGAUAUCAGCUUAGAUUAUUGUUGCUUCUCAUAUCUCGAAACGAAUUACAAUUCCACGGUGGUGAAGUUUCUUCAUUCUCUGUCUUAUGUAAAGUGUCUAAAGAUAUCAUGUUGCGAAUUUGAGGAGGUAUGUUUUGAUUCUUCAGUCUCUUAG
Molecule: messenger RNA, 963 nt
Organism: Striga hermonthica
Lineage: Eukaryota; Viridiplantae; Streptophyta; Magnoliopsida; Lamiales; Orobanchaceae
Source: the annotation of a GenBank genome assembly